AUGGCCAAGCCUCACACGAGUAGUGACCACCUAGCAGCAGUGCAGCUGCUGCUAUGCUGCACGCUCCUCGUGGCCUUCGCCGCUCCCACCGCCACCGCGGCCUCCGCUCCUGCUGCUCCGUCCCCGGCGAAGGUGAACAUGACAUGGGACGUGGAGUACAUCCUGUGGGCGCCGGACUGCCAGCAGCGGGUGAUGGUCGGGAUCAACGGCAAGUUCCCCGGCCCGACCAUCACCGCCCGCGCCGGCGACGUCGUCCGCGUCACCGUCAACAACAAGCUUCACACGGAGGGGCUCGUCAUCCACUGGCACGGCAUGCGGCAGGUCGGCACGCCGUGGGCGGACGGCACGGCGUCCAUCUCCCAGUGCGCCAUCAACCCCGGGGACUCCUUCACCUACGAGUUCGUCGCCGACAAGCCCGGGACGUUCUUCUACCACGGGCAUUUCGGGAUGCAGAGGGCGGCGGGGCUUUACGGGUCGCUCAUCGUGAACGCCACGGCGGCGCAGGACGAGCCGUACCGGAGGGACUACGACGGCGGCGAGCUCAACGUGCUGCUCAGCGACUGGUACCACGAGAACGUGUACGCGCAGGCGGCCGGGCUGGAGCGCAAGGACAAGCACUUCGAGUGGAUAGGCGAGCCUCAGACGAUCCUGAUCAACGGGCGAGGGCAGUACGAGUGCAUGCUGGGCAAGGUCACGAGGUACCACAGGGGCAUCGACAGGUACGCCAAGACGUGCGUCAGGGGCAAGGAGGCCAAGCUGUGCAGGGACGAGGAGCGGUGCCUGAGGCGGAGCGAGUGCGGGCCCUACUGCCCCGAGAGCCAGUGCGCGCCCGUCGUCUUCGACGUGGAGCCUGGCAAGACGUACAGGCUGAGGAUCGCCAGCACCACCACGCUCUCUGCUCUCAAUCUGCAGGUCCAAGGGCACGAGCUGACGGUGGUGGAGGCGGACGGCAACCCGGUGGAGCCGUUCAAGGUGACGGACAUCGACAUCUACUCCGGCGAGAGCUACUCCGUCCUCCUCACGACCAGCCAGAAGCCUACCUUCUACCGACCGGGGGCCUUCUGGAUCUCGGUGGGCGUGAGAGGGCGGCACCCGAAGACGCUACCGGCCACCGCCGUCCUGAGGUACACCAACAGCAAGUUCGACUGGCCGGGCAGCGCGCCGCCGGAGACUCCGGCCUGGGACGACAUAGACCACAGCAAGAGCUUCACGUACAGAAUCAAAGCCCUGAGGAACAACGCCAUCACCAAGACACGUCCGCCGAGGUCAUCGGCGCUGAACCGGACGAUCGUGAUGCUGAACACGCAGACGAUGGUGGGCGGGCACGUGAGGUGGGCGAUCAACAACGUGUCCCUGGCGCUGCCGGCCACCCCGUACCUGGGCGCCUACCACUACGGCCUGCAGGGCAGCGCCUUCGACGCGGCGGGGGAGGCGCCGGACGGGGUGCCCGAGGGGUACAACGUGAGCCGGCCGCCGGGGGAGAACGAGGGGUACGCGGCGCGGCUGAGCGACCGGGUGUACGAGCUGCCGCACGGCGCGCUGGUGGACGUGGUGCUGCAGAACGCGGACAUGAUGAGGGAGAGGGCGAGCGAGACGCACCCGUGGCACCUGCAUGGGCACGACUUCUGGGUGCUCGGCUACGGCGACGGGCGGUACGACGCCGGGAAGGACUUGGCGAGGCUGAACAUGGAGGACCCGCCGCUGCGGAACACGGUGGUGGUGUUCCCGCACGGGUGGACGGCGCUGCGGUUCGUCGCCGACAACACGGGGGCCUGGGCGUUCCACUGUCACAUCGAGCCGCACCUCCACAUGGGCAUGGGCGCCGUCUUCGUCGAGGGAGUGGAGAAGAUGCGCGAGCUCAAGGUGCCCAGGGAAGCAAUGAUGUGCGGGGUGAUCAGCACGUCCGCCGCGGUCGUGACACCCGCUGCGCCGCGCACACCGGCGCCGGCGCCGUGA
Molecule: messenger RNA, 1956 nt
Organism: Lolium rigidum
Lineage: Eukaryota; Viridiplantae; Streptophyta; Magnoliopsida; Poales; Poaceae
Product: L-ascorbate oxidase-like
Exons: 3
Coding region: 1-1956 (651 amino acids)
Cellular component (GO): extracellular region; plasmodesma
Molecular function (GO): oxidoreductase activity; copper ion binding
Source: RefSeq, a predicted model, not a curated record